Molecule: messenger RNA, 3172 nt
Organism: Anolis sagrei ordinatus
Lineage: Eukaryota; Metazoa; Chordata; Lepidosauria; Squamata; Anolidae
Gene: CD164
Product: CD164 molecule
Cellular component (GO): lysosome; endosome
Source: RefSeq, a predicted model, not a curated record
UUUUUUUUCCCCCUCUCUCGCCUUUCCAAGAUCUUUCCAGCUCAGGCGAGAUUGAUUGAGGUCACGUGACGAGGAAACGUUGGGGUUUUUUUUCUUCUUCUUCUUCGCCUACUCGCGCGAGCUGCUCAACCGCCGCGUCACGUGACGCCAGGCUCGCGAGGAGGCGGCUCACUUUCGGGUCUUCUUCUUUGUCGUCGUCGUGAGGUGGAAGCGCUUCGGUCGACGCUCUCGCCGUUAUGAGCUGCUGGAGCAACGCGGGGUGGGUGCUGCUUGUGCUGCUCCUCGCCUCGGCCCUCGAAGAAGAUGGUGCUACUAAUACUACCACAGCCAGCCCAGUAACAGUCAACGUAACUUCCACAGGUAAUACAACUUUGGAUCCAGUGACCUCCACGCCUGCUAAUGUUACAGGAAGUACAAAUACAACUGUUCCGCCAACACCAGACACCAAUGCUACUACAGUUCAUCCACCAACCACAGGUAACACAACAUCGCAUCCAGUAAGACCCACAUCUCCUAAUGCUACAGUAAUUAUAACUACUCCACAUACGUCAGAUCCUGUAACUCACAAGCCAACUUCAACACCGCCUUCUCACAAGUCCACUUUUGAUGCUGCCAGUUUCAUUGGUGGUAUUGUCCUUGUGCUGGGUCUGCAAGCAGUUAUCUUCUUUCUGUACAAAUUUUGCAAGUCAAAAGAACAAAACUAUCAUACUCUCUAGGAUAUGUUGCUUUUAAAUGGACUUCUAAUAGCUGAAUAUUUGUGGUUAGCUGCACCAAAAGAUCUUUAUUCCUUAUAGAAGACAGUAAUUAAAAACAAUAUUUUUCAAAAGUUUUAUUAAAAGAAUAUAUAUCUGCAACAUGCUUGGAAGGAGGUUGUGUGAAUCCUGUCUUGCUCUGCAAGAUUAAUUACAAUAUUUUGCAUGAAUCCUUAUUGGCUGUCUUAAUUUUUUUUUUUUUUGUAGCAGCUGCUACUAUGGAAUUUUUUCCUUUACCGGACAUGCCAAAUUCUUACUGUGUUCAGUGACAGCAGUGUACUUAUUAGGUGAUCUUAUUAUAGCAAUGUCUAAGGUAGUUAGUCUUAUAUGCAAUGUCCCCCAUAUUAUUAUUAAAAUGUGAAUUGCCCAUGACAAUUUGUGUGAAAAUUAUGGAGUUAUAUCAUGUUCUGUCAGAGGUCUGACACAGGUUUGUAGAAUACUAUCUUUUUUCUUAGGAAUUAUGGAAGCCCAUAUUUUUCUAUACUAGAUGUCAGAAGGGUAAUUGUUUUCUAAUUCAGAUGUAAGCAGCCAUAGGAAGAAUAAUGAUCAGAGAAUACAGAUUCCUUGGUGCAUGAAGAAGAAAGAUCAGUGCCUUAAUGAGUAGGUUGAAAAUUGCAGUAUUUGUGCCAUCUUAUUUGUUCAAGGUAUAAUGAAUGUUAUUCCAUUUGCAGCUACUUCCUUUGGUAGAAACAAGAAUAAACAUAUUUCAUAUGCCAUUUUCAAGUAAUUUUAGUGAAAUAGAAAUGGAAAAAAACAGUGUGUCCAGCCUUCAUAUAAUCUUUCUAAACUUAUGUCUUCGGAUUACUUGCCUUGGAAAACAAAGCAACAGGCUUUAUACGUGAGAGUACUAUUUUGUCAUUUAUGGCUAUUUCAGAGCCACAGUAAAUGUGCAUGACUUUGUGAAUGGUAUUCUUUUCCCACCUAGCAACCUAGUUUCCCUUUCAUCAGUUUCAUAAAGCAUUGAUUGUAAUUAUAAAGCUGAGCUGACUGUGUCCUUGGGGCCGCUUUAGCUUUUAAUUGUCAAUACGAUUGCUGGUGUUUAUUUUGCAAACUGCAUGACACAUGCAGUUUAAAUACUAGUAACUUAGUAGUAGGUUUAAAUGUUAUUCCUGGAUGAGCUGCAAUGAAACUCAUGGGGAAAAUGUAAUACUUGAUGUUAAAUUGCUAGUGGUAUUUGGCUUCUUGUAAAAAUGUAAGUGCAUUUUACUAUUACGGUUUCUCUAGCCCUUCUAGCUUGAAUUGUAGUCACUUCAAUAAUGUUGUAUAGGAAGUUUGUAACAUUUAGCAAAUAGUACUGUAACUUGAAAGACCUUUCAGGCAACUUCUCUCCUUAAAAAAAGACAAUAAGCUCAGGUGUAUGAAACAGUAAAUUGGCCACCCAGCUUUCAGCAAGCAGCAUGGCUGAGGUAGGUGGUACAAUGGCCUUAAAAUAAUCAUUUCCCCAUCACUUUUAGUUUGAUAAAUCAAAGAUAAUUAUAGAAAUAUAUUCUAAGAAAUAAACAUAAGAGUAAUAUACUUAAGAAGUGUGAUUCAGCCCUUGCUUAUGCUUAAUGAAACUCAAAACCUAUUACCUUUCUUGCUGAUUCUUGAAUGGCUUAUAAUAUUUUGGCUUAUAAAAUUAUAGUAGGUUUCCAAAGUGUAAUAGGUUUACACAAUUCUAAGAUUGAAAUUUGAGCCAGUUUCGUUACUGAGCCAAGAGUAGCUGUCAAAAAUACCACUAAAUAGACAUAUUUUGCGCUAAGCAUAAAAAUCCUCCUUUAAGUGCCUUAAGUUUUCCUGAUGUUGGCCUCAUUCCUGUCAAAGAAAUGUAGGGAGGGAAAGUAGCUACUCAGAUUGUCCCUCUGUGCCAGCAGUUGCUAUUUUCCAAGGAAUUUAGAAAAUUCAGGUUUUGCUGCUACUCUUCAGGAAGUUCACAUUUUCUACUUUAACAUACACCUAUGUAUUUAAGACAUUCACCUUUCCAUGUAAUGGCAUAACAUUUGGAUGUUUAGACCACGCUAUUUCAACCACGUACCAAACUCUGGCUUAAGACUGUGAGGAUUUUCCUCUUAUAUACUUGUUUUUUUUAUCUUCUAUACGUAGGUGAAAACUAUUUUGUUCUCAGUUUCAUAGCAUAGUUAGGCUGGCAUUAGUUACAGUAAUAGAUUUUCACUAUUUUCUGCUAUUUGAAGUUCAGAAUAAGGCUUUAAAAAUGUGCCAGUGUGGAAUAGCUGAUUAUGUGAUCUCUAAUUAUAAGGCAGUCAGUAAAUUGUGAUUGUUUUCAUCCUUUUAUGAGCAUUGUCCCUAAAAUUCCCUUGUGCGCAUUGCACUUGGAAUGUAAUAUUACAGAGAUUAUUGUGUUGCAUAUGUGUUGUCUCCAUUGGAAGAAAUGCAAAUUAUUAAUUGCAAAACCAAAAUUAAUAAAUCACUUAUGAAUAUGC